Molecule: messenger RNA, 2565 nt
Organism: Neurospora crassa OR74A
Lineage: Eukaryota; Fungi; Ascomycota; Sordariomycetes; Sordariales; Sordariaceae
Product: tyrosyl-DNA phosphodiesterase
Exons: 2
Coding region: 315-2300 (661 amino acids)
Biological process (GO): single strand break repair; double-strand break repair
Cellular component (GO): nucleus
Molecular function (GO): single-stranded DNA binding; double-stranded DNA binding; 3'-tyrosyl-DNA phosphodiesterase activity
Source: RefSeq, a predicted model, not a curated record
GAUUAAUUUGGCAAAGAGUCUGGGUUCAACGGAAAUAUCAACACUUGAUACUUUGGAAUUCCCACCCUGGUUAAAUAAUCCGAACUGCUCAGUGCCAUAAAUAUGCUCUGAACACUUCGAGUCGUCCACUUGGCCCACCACUCUUUGAGAAGGUGCCGUCCUUAAGUUAGCAGACAGCGCCGGGGCUGCUGGAUAACCUAACUUGAAGUAAGCUGAAGGGAAGGGACGGAACAACUCCAACACGUCAAAGACCCGGUCUCAGAAAGAGAAAAGAUGAAAGACCCCACAAAGUCUAUGGUAACAGCAUCUCAUUCAUGUUCACACUUUGCACAAAUCUGCUGAGAUACACCCACAUACCUCCCAUCCGUCAAGUCCCAAGCGUGCACUGUUGGCGACCUAACUCGACUGUUCGUGAACUGGCUACCACUCUGCCCGUCACCAUGGAGAACAACCGUCCGUCAAAAAGGACAGUUCAGGAUGCUGAGCUGGGUAAAGCCGGUGAUGUUCGGAAUGGUGGAAUUAGCAGGGCAACACCACGAUCUCUCAGUCGUGCUGUCAGCCCUCCGCUCAAGAAACGCCGCACAAGCCCAGACAAAGGAGAAGAAGAAUCCUUUCCCACAGAAGAGCAGGCAAAAAAGCAGCCAUGUUCAUAUCGUAGGGUCGUCGCGUCGCCCUUUCAUCUUACCACGAUUCGCUCCUUGGGACAAAAUUCCAACAUGGAUACCGUAUCACUCAAGGGCCUUCUUGGUGACCCCCUCAUCAAAGAGUGUUGGGAAUUCAACUACCUUCACGACAUUGACUUCCUCAUGGGUGCGUUUGAUAGUGAUGUCCGCCAUCUGAUCAAGGUUCACGUCAUCCACGGCUUUUGGAAGAAGGAAGAUCCCAAUAGGUUACAGAUACAGUCUGACGCCGCUCGCUAUCCCAACAUCACCACACAUCAUGCCUAUCUCCCCGAGCCGUUUGGAACCCAUCACAGCAAAAUGAUGGUGCUCCUGCGAGCCGAUGAUACGGCGGAGAUUAUCAUCCACACGGCAAAUCUGAUUCCGAGAGACUGGAGUAAUAUGACACAAGCCGCCUGGAUAUCUCCUCGACUUCCCCUUUUGAAGCCAGACGCCCAGCAAAAUACUUCCUCUACUCGGUCCCCACCACCGGCCGGCUGCGGUGAGAAGUUCAAGAUAGACUUUCUGAAUUAUCUACGCUCAUAUCGGGCUGCCUGUAACCCUCUCAUUGACCAACUCGCCAAGUAUGACUUCUCAUCAAUCCGCGGCUCACUGAUCGCCAGCGUCCCAGGACGGCACUCCCUCGUUGACGAUUUUCCCACCCGAUGGGGCUGGGCCGCAAUGAAGGAGACUCUCAAGUCGGUUCCCGUUCGCCAGGCGGGAGAUCGAGUUCAAGGUGGUGGUGAUGUUGAUGACAGUGAAAAGCCCGAGGUUGUAAUCCAGAUAUCCUCCAUCGCCACUCUGGGUCCAACAGACAACUGGCUCAAAAACACCCUUUUUGAAGCGCUCAGCGGUUCCCAAGGCCCCAAAACCCUAUUGUCGUCGAAGCCCAAGCCAGACUUCAAGAUCAUCUUCCCCACGCCGGACGAGAUCAGGAAGUCACUCGACGGUUACGCAUCCGGUGGUUCCAUCCAUACCAAGAUCCAGUCAGCUCAACAAGCCAAGCAGCUCCAAUAUCUGAGACCCAUGUUCUGUCACUGGGCGAACGACUCGGCCGAUGGAGUUGGUACGACUACUACAACCCCCAUCCGCGAAGCAGGCCGCAACCGCGCCGCCCCCCACAUCAAAACCUUUAUCCGCUUCGCUAACCACAAGACUAAAAACACUAUUGAUUGGGCCCUCCUUACGUCAGCAAACCUCUCUAAACAAGCGUGGGGCGACGCGCAGAGCAAGAACAAUGCGGGAGAGCCGCAGGUGCAUAUCUGUUCUUACGAGAUUGGCGUGUUGGUGUGGCCGGAGUUGUUUGCGGAUAGUGAUGGUACUAGUAGUGGCAGCAAAAUGGGACAGAAGGCGGUUAUGGUACCUACUUUUCUCAAAGAUACCCCUGCGAUUCAUGGCAGUGAAAAAGAUAGACCGUCUUCAUUGGGGGAGAAGCAGGGUCCUACGUCAACUAGCAGGAACGGCGAGAAGGAUGGUAAGGGAGAUGAUGAGAAGGAGGAAAAGUCUUCGACGGUGGUGGUAGGAUUGCGGAUGCCAUAUAACCUCCCGUUGCAGAGGUACGGGCUGCAAGAAGUGCCUUGGGUUGCCACGGCGAACCACUUGGAGCCAGACUGGAUGGGGCAGGUUUGGCGGCAUGGAUGAGUUGCGGAAAUGGUACGCAGCUGAUCAGUCCAUUGAUGUGGGUGGUUAAUCUGCCCCUGAAAUGAACUUCUUGAUGAGCCUACAAGUAUGUGGUCAGUAUAGGACGGCACAGCCUUCCUGUUUGGUAAUUGAUACCCCUUCCGCUUUCCUCUCGUGUGGAUGUGAUUCCACACGCGGCUCAAGCGGUCACAUCAUGUCAUGUCUUGUAUAGACGGGAUAUUACAGACGUUUCUAAUGUAGUGUAACUGAACCCGCAGGAAACGGG